Messenger RNA from Funneliformis geosporum, 1248 nucleotides. The record is from the annotation of a GenBank genome assembly. Lineage: Eukaryota; Fungi; Glomeromycota; Glomeromycetes; Glomerales; Glomeraceae.
AUGAAACCUUCAGAAGGCGUCAUCAUUGAAGAUAUGGGAGUAAAAUUUGAAUGUAAUGGUGUAGAUAAUGGUAAAUUGUGGUUCAAAAACGUACGAGUUCCGGUACAAAAUAUUUUAAACAGAUUUUCUGACAUUGAUGAAAAUAAUAAAUUUUCAAGUGAUGUCAAUAAUCGUCGCGCACGAUUUUUGAAAGUUGCGGAUCAACUUCUUUCCGGUAGAUUGGCUAUUGCAUCGUUGAAUUUGGGUGGAACUAAAACUUGCUUAUCUAUUGCAUUCCGAUAUGCAAGUUCUCGAUUAGCUGUUGGACCAAAUGGAAAGAGUGAUACACCAAUCCUUGCCUAUCAACUUCAACAACGCGCAUUGCUACCUUUAUUAGCAACAACUAUCGCAUUAAAUAUUGGCUUGAAUUAUUGUAAAGUCAGAUGGACUGAACAGACGGAAAAAGAUGUUUCUGAAAUAGUUAGGUUGUGUUGUGUUAUAAAACCUUUGGUAACUUGGAACUUUGAACGCGUUGCAUCUGUUUGUCGGGAACGUUGUGGUGGACAAGGAUAUUUGAGCAUCAAUAGGUUUGGAAGCUUCAUUGGAUUUUCACACGCAGGAUGCUCAGCUGAGGGUGAUAACAGUGUUCUUAUGCAAAAAGUUUCCAAAGAAUUGCUCGCGGAUAUACAAUCUGGUUCUGUAAAGUUACCUAUUGUACCAGAUGCAAGUAAUGCUCUGUCAUGGGAGAUUUCUAAUUUACAUAGCCAACUAAGUUUAUUUAGACUUAGAGAACAAUUUUUGGUUAAUGAAUUGGGAGCGAAUAUGAGCAAAAAAACUUCUUUGGGUAUUUCAAUCUUUGAAGCUUGGAUGAAGCAAGAAUCUGAUACCAUUCAAGCCUUGGCUAAGGCACAUGGUGAAAGAAUUGUUCUUGAACAAGUAAUCGAUUCUAUUCAAAAAUUAUCAGGCAAUCCAUCAAAAAUACUUACUACCAUUGCCCAUCUAUAUGCUCUUACUCAAAUUGAUGCAAACCUUGCGUGGUAUAUGACCAAUAAUUUAAUUUCAAUACCGGCUGCUGCAACUGUACAACCACUAAUUCGAGAGAUCAUUAAGGAAGUAGCUCCCUAUAGCAUGCAACUUGUUGAUGCUUUAGGAGUUGAUACACGUAUACUUUAUGCUCCCAUUGCGAACGAUUGGGCAAAGUUUAAUGAAACUGACAAUCAAGGUGAAUUAGUAAAGGAUAUCUCGGUGGGAAUGAAGGCCAAAUUAUAA